AUGGCUGAGAAAGAUGACACAGAAGGUCGAUGCCCAGCUUGUCGUGCUCCUUAUAAUAAGGAGAAGAUUGUAGGGACGGCAGCAAGUUGUGAAAGGUUGGUGGCUGAGAUGAAUAUGGAGAAAAAAUUUAAGACACAAAAGGGGAAAACUAGAACAUCUGAAGGGAGAAAGCAACUGACUAGUGUGCGAGUUAUCCAAAGGAACCUUGUCUACAUUGUUGGGCUGCCUCUUAAUUUAGCAGAUGAGGAUCUUCUUCAGCGUAAAGAAUACUUUGCUCAGUAUGGUAAGGUGCAAAAAGUGUCUAUAUCCCGUACAGCGGCUGGAACUAUUCAACAAUUUACGAAUAAUACUUGCAGUGUAUAUAUUACUUAUUCAAAAGAGGAGGAAGCAGUUCGUUGCAUUCAGGCUGUACAUGGAUUUAUGUUGGAGGGCAGACCAUUGAGGGCGUGUUUUGGAACCACCAAAUAUUGUCAUGCGUGGAUUAGAAAUGUGCCUUGCACCAAUCCUGACUGUCUAUACUUGCAUGAAGUUGGUUCACAAGAAGAUAGUUUCUCAAAAGAUGAAAUAAUAUCAGCAUACACCAGGAAUAGAGUACAACAGAUUACGAGUGUGUCAAAUAGUAUACAACGACGAUCUGGAAAUGUGUUACCACCACCUGCAGAUGAUUACUCUAGCAACAGUUCUGCUUCCUCAGGCAAACCAAUUAGUAAAAGUGUUCCAAAUGCUAGUAGCUGCACUAAAACUUCUCCGCCGAAUAGUAGUUCUGGAAGAUCUGUUGCUCUUCCUGCUGGAGCCUCAUGGGGAACACGGUCCUUUAAUAACCAGCCACCAUCUCCAAGUAUAACUUCCUGUAAUGGACCUCAAAAUCAGAAACCAGACACACCUAAUGGCCCAGUUUCAUUCUCUACGGUGCUUGCUAGCUCAAAUCAGAGUCCUCAAAUGCAUUCUGAUGCAGGGAAGAAGCUUGUUGCCACUGAAGGAAACAAUAUGGCUGAAGUGGAAAGCAAGCCAAUUUUGGAACCUGUUAAUCAGACUUCAUCUCCUGAUAGCCCUUCUGGUUUGUCUGAUACCUCCGGCAAAUUAUCUCAUCAUACCUCACCAGCUAUAUCCACAAAGCUAAAUGCCCAAUCAGCGUCGAGGGAUAAAGAUAAAAGUGGCAUUUUGCCUCCUAAGGUUAGCAGCUCUGAUGACAGCUCAUCGGAAUCUUCUGGCUCUGGUUCAAUAAAAGAUGCAAAUGAUGAUUGGGAUGAAACUGUUCAGAGUUUGUCAUCUGACAUGUUGUCAAUGAACGUUGAUAAACAUCAAAGUUUAGAACAACGUUGCCAAGACCAGCCUGGAGAACCUUUGACUUCUCAGGCUGUGAAAUCUGUGGAAUCUAAAAGUGAGAUUUUUACCUCAAAUAGCAAGCCAGACUCUGGUUGGGGUGUAGAAACUCCAGAGGUACAAGUUGCUGCGUCAUAUGAAGAGAAAGAUGAUCUGCAAUCUUUUGAGAACCAGAGACUGAAGGAUCCGGAACUUCUCAGUCAUGGUGGCUACUUUUCCAAUAACUCCAACCCUCUAUAUUUGUCUCAUGAUUAUAGAGUUCAUUCCUCUUUAGUUAAUGGUCCGUUGGAGGUUAAAGGUGAUCGACUAUUUGUGGAUAAUAAAGUUGAUCCGGUGUUACAGCUGUCUGGUACUCCGUUUUUGUCCAGUGGGUACCCUGAGAAACAACAGCUCAACAGUUUUUCUUCUUUUUCACGCAAUGGUGAAAACUCGUACUUGUCUUCAAAUAAUGAGACUUCAAACCAUAUAGUGAGAUUGCAUAAAGAAUUAUCUGGUGCUGGCCAGAAACCUGCUUCAGAUGUAGGAGAGAGCAGCAUAAUAUCAAACAUAUUAUCUUUAGACUAUGAUACAUGGGGAGAAUCACUAACUUCACCUCAGAAUUUAGCCAAGUUUUUGGGUGAAACCGACAAGCAUCAGAGCUCUCAAAGAGUGUCUAGCCCUUGGAGAAUGCAACAAAGCAACCAGUCCAGGUUUUCCUUUGCAAGAGAAGAGGAACCUUUUGCUCAUGGACACGAAGCUGAAUCAUCUCUGGGAUUUACAGAUCAAGGGUUUAAACAAACUAAUUAUGGUCUUGACUUUGCCAAUAAAGGGGGCAUUCAUGGGGACCAGUUUGGACGCAAUGGUUUUUCAUUUUUAAAUACUGAGGAACAUGAUAUGUAUACAAGCUCUCAUUCUCUCUACAAUUCUAACAAGCUUACAGGUGUGAGAUCUCAGAUAGCUGCGCCGCCAGGCUUUGCAACUCCCAACAGAGCACCACCUGGUUUUGUGUCUCAUGAGAGAGUGGAACAAACUUUCAACUCAUUUUCUGGACACCACAUGCUUGACUCCUCUUCAUUCAGGAAUCAGUAUCAGCCAACACAGACUGCAAAUAGUUUUAGUAAUGGGGAUCUUGAGUUUAUGGAUCCAGCAAUCUUAGCUGUUGGGAAAGGGAGGCUUCCAGAAGGGCAUAACAGCUCUGGGUUGGACAUGAGAUCGAGUUUUUCUCCCCAAGUAAAUAGUUUUGAAAAUGAUGCAAGAAUUCAGUGGUUGAUGCAAAGAUCUCUCUCUUCUCAUCAAAAUCAGAGGUUUAAUGAUAUGGGCGAUGCCUUUUCAUCUCUUGCGGAUUCUAUAAGAAAUCCUUCUAGGGUUGUAGAUCAAUCACUUUCGAACGGCAUGCCUCCUUUUUCACAAAUCAGUACUCCGCAGUCUAGAAAUCCUUUGAUGUCAAAUGGUCACUGGGAUGGUUGGAAUGAAGUUCAGAGCGGGAACAAUCUGGGUGUGACAGAACUUCUUAGACCUGAGAGGUUUAGUUACAACAAAUACUUUACUGGAUAUGACGAUUCCAAAUUACGUAUGCCUGGACAGAGUGACAUAUACAACAGGACUUUUGGGCUCUAG
Messenger RNA from Oldenlandia corymbosa var. corymbosa, 2919 nucleotides. Lineage: Eukaryota; Viridiplantae; Streptophyta; Magnoliopsida; Gentianales; Rubiaceae. The record is from the annotation of a GenBank genome assembly.